Messenger RNA from Acanthosepion pharaonis, 1134 nucleotides. Lineage: Eukaryota; Metazoa; Mollusca; Cephalopoda; Sepiida; Sepiidae. The record is from the annotation of a GenBank genome assembly.
AUGGCAGUAAAGGCAGUAAAGACCUCUGAGUCUUCCCACCUCUUUCUCUUUCCACCUCUCCCUCUUCCAACCUCUUUCUCUCUUUCCACCUCUCUCUCUUCCCACCUCUCUCUCUUUCCACCUCUCCCUCUUCCCACCUCUUUCUCUUUCCACCUCUCCCUCUUCCCACCUCUCUCUCUUUCCACCUCUCUCUCUUCCCACCUCUUUCUCUUUCCACCUCUCCCUCUUCCCACCUCUUUCUCUUUCCACUUCUUCCUCUUCCCACCUCUCUCUCUUUCCACCUCUCACACUUCCCACCUCUUUCUCUUUCCACCUCUCCCUCUUCCCACCUCUCUCUCUUUCCACCUCUCACACUUCCCACCUCUUUCUCUUUCCACCUCUCCCUCUUCCCACCUCUCUCUCUUUCCACCUCUCACACUUCCCACCUCUUUCUCUUUCCACUUCUCCCUCUUCCCACCUCUUUCUCUUUCCACCUCUCCCUCUUCCCACCUCUUUCUCUUUCCACCUCUCCCUCUUCCCACCUCUCUCUCUUUCCACCUCUCUCUCUUCCCUCUUUCUCUUUCCACCUCUCCCUCUUCCCACCUCUCUUUUCCACCUCUCUCUUCCCACCUCUUUCUCUUUCCACCUCUCCCUCUUCCCACCUCUUUCUCUUUCCACUUCUCCUCUUCCCCACCUCUCUCUCUUUCCACCUCUCACACUUCCCACCUCUUUCUCUUUCCACCUCUUCCCCCUUCCACCUCUUUCUCUUUCCACCUCUCCCUCUUCCCACCACUUUCUCUUUCCACCUCUCCCUCUUCCCACCUCUCUCUCUUUCCACCUCUCACACUUCCCACCUCUUUCUCUUUCCACUUCUCCCUCUUCCCACCUCUUUCUCUUUCCACCUCUCCCUCUUCCCACCUCUGCCUCUUUGCACCUCUCCCUCUUCCCACCUUUCUCUCUUUCCACCUCUCCCUCUUCCCACCUCUUUCUCUUUCCACCUCUCCCUCUCCCUCUUCCCACCUCUUUCUCUUUCCACCUCUCUCUCUUCCCACCCCUCUCUCUUUCCAACUCUCCCUCUUCCCACCUCUGCCUCUUUGCACCUCUCCUUUCCACUUCUCUCUCUUUCAACCUCCCCCUUUUCCCAUCUCUCUUUGA